AGCCGUCGAUUUCAGUUCUCUUUCGUCUUUAGGGUUUUUGAUAUCUGGACGCCUUAAUUCUCCUCCACUGAGCCUGUAAUUCUCUCUCUCCCUCCCUCCCUGCGCAACCCGCAGACACACCAAAAAUCGGCCAUGGUUUUCGUCGCACAGAAGUCAAGAUCUUACUUCAAGAGGUUUCAAGUCAAAUUCAAGCGAAGGAGAGAGGGCAAAACUGACUAUCGUGCAAGGAUACGUUUGAUUAAUCAGGACAAAAACAAGUACAACACGCCCAAAUAUCGUUAUGUUGUGCGAUUUACCAACAAAGAUAUAGUUGCACAAAUUGUAUCCGCUAGCAUUGCUGGGGACAUGGUUCUUGCAUCUGCUUAUGCUCAUGAACUCCCCAGUUAUGGCCUCAAAGUUGGACUUACAAACUAUGCUGCAGCUUAUUGUACUGGGCUUCUGUUGGCUCGUCGAGUUUUGAAAGCACUUGAGAUGGAUGAGGAGUAUGAGGGAAAUGUUGAGGCAACUGGUGAAGAUUACUCUGUGGAACCUGCAGAAAACAGAAGGCCUUUCCGUGCUCUUUUAGAUGUUGGUCUUAUCAGAACCACUACUGGCAAUCGUGUUUUUGGUGCCCUCAAGGGAGCACUGGAUGGUGGAAUUGACAUCCCUCACAGUGAAAAGAGGUUUGCUGGAUUCAACAAGGAUGGGAAGCAACUUGAUGCUGAUGUUCACCGCAAGUACAUUUAUGGGGGACAUGUUGCUGAUUACAUGAGGACUUUGACAGAAGAUGAACCAGAGAAAUAUCAGACACACUUUUCUGAAUACAUAAAGGCUGGAGUUGAAGCAGACAGCAUUGAAGAGGUCUACAAGAAGGUGCAUGCAGCUAUUCGUGCUGAUCCAACCCCUAAGAAAUCUGAUAAGCAGCCUGCCAAGGAGCACAAGAGAUACAAUCUCAAGAAGUUGACAUAUGAUGAGAGGAGGCAAAAGCUUAUUGAGAGGUUGAAUGCUUUGAAUGCUGCUGCUGGGGCUGAUGAUGAGGAUGAUGAUGAUGAAGAUGACGAGUGAAGAUUUUUAUCAAAUUUUGCUUGUUGGAUUCUUCAAAAAAAGACAAGAUUUUAUCAGCUUUCAAUUUUGUUGCUUUUUGUUGAAUAUCUCUCCCAAAGACAGAAAGGAUACUGGUUGAUUGUUCUGACUUGUUUAAUUUUGUGUUUUUUUUUUCUUAGUUGUUGAAGUCGGAAUUCUUUUUUUUACAUUAUGAAUAUGUCUUAGGUG
This is a messenger RNA of Lactuca virosa, 1251 nucleotides long. The record is from the annotation of a GenBank genome assembly. Lineage: Eukaryota; Viridiplantae; Streptophyta; Magnoliopsida; Asterales; Asteraceae.